AUCUAAAUCAAACAAACCCUAACCAAAGAGUUGUUAGUGCAUGCUCCAUGCUCUUCAACUGAAAAUUCAUUCUUCCCCCACUUUCUUCUUUAUUUGUUAUUGUUAGUAUGGGAUUGAAGGACGUUGAAUCCACUCUCCCACCAGGGUUUAGGUUUCAUCCAAGUGAUGAGGAGCUGGUUUUCCAUUAUCUUUACAAGAAGGUGGCUAAUGAGAGGGUGCCUGCAGGGAGAACAUUGGUGGAGGUGGACUUGCAUACUCGUGAGCCAUGGGAGCUUCCAGAGGUGGCUAAGCUCACUGCCAAUGAGUGGUACUUCUUCAGCUUUCGAGACCGAAAAUACGCCACUGGAUCAAGAACAAACCGGGCAACAAGGUCUGGUUAUUGGAAAGCCACUGGAAAAGAUCGAAUAAUCCAUGAUCCAGCAACACAUGCCAUAGUUGGGAUGAGAAAGACACUGGUCUUCUACCGUGGAAGAGCUCCAAAUGGAUUGAAGUCUGGUUGGGUGAUGCAUGAGUUCAGAUUGGAGAAUCCUCACACCCCUCCCAAGGAGGAUUGGGUGUUGUGUAGAGUGUUUCACAAGAGGAAAGGAGAGUCAGUAAAUCAUAAAAACUUUGAAAACAGUGAUCAGCAUGGGAAUAUAAUUGACUGCUCUUCCCCACAGAUGGAUGCGUCAUCAGCCCCUCCUCCCCCUCUCAUGGACCAUGCCAUACUUGAUGGCUGUCUUGAUUUAGUUAGCUCAUCAUUCACAAAUGCUGCCAUCCAUCCACAAGGCAUCAGCUCAAACCCCUUUCACAAUUUGGCAGUAUUGCACUGUGACUUGGCUGUUGAUUUCCCUCAUGAGAUAGACACCUCACAGAUGAUGGAGAUGGGUUCAAGAAGUGGGGAUGACUGUAGAUUUUUCUUUGAUGAUACCGGGGCAGAAGAUGAUCAUGAUAUGGGGUGUGUUCCAAGUGUUGCCAAGGAUAAGCCCUUCUUCUUUAGCUAGGUUGUCACUUUGCAUUAAUUAGGGAGAAAACCUAAAAAAAAAUAAAAAUUAAAAGGGGUACAUAUAUUUAUAAAAAAAAAGAAGUAUAUAUAUUUAUAUAAUUCAAGUGUUGAAAUUAAUGUUUUGAUUAGAGCUAUAUAUAUAUAUAUAUAUAAUUAGGUGGCCUUGUAAAAAUGGUAUGGUUGGUGGUAUGGAAACCUCAUGCUAGUAUAUUGUAUACAUCAUCAUAUGUUUGACACAGAACACUUUAAUUAUAAACUAUGCAGCAUGCCUUCGCUUGGUUGUGAAACA
Dioscorea cayenensis subsp. rotundata (Guinea yam) is the source of this 1274-nucleotide messenger RNA. Its product is annotated as NAC domain-containing protein 21/22-like. NCBI's taxonomy places the organism in Eukaryota, Viridiplantae, Streptophyta, Magnoliopsida, Dioscoreales, Dioscoreaceae. Gene Ontology annotation, biological process: regulation of DNA-templated transcription. Bases 108 to 983 code for a protein of 291 amino acids. Gene Ontology annotation, molecular function: DNA binding. The transcript has 3 exons. The record is from RefSeq and is a predicted model, not a curated record.